AUGUCUAUACCAAGAUUCCUAAAAGUAACAUAUGGACCAUACGAUAAUUAUAUUCCAGUCAGUGAAUUAAGCAAAAAAUCAUGGAAUCAGCAAUACUUUUCCCUGGCAUUUCCCAAACCACCAAGGCCAGGAAAGAAACGAAGAUCACUACCUUCCCAAUUAAGCAACAAUACAGUUCCUGUAAUUGAUGAACAAAAGUUAGCAAUUCACAGACCACCAUUGUGGAUGCACCGUUCGCUGAUGAGAAUUCCCGAGAGACCGUCUGUUUACUUAGCUGCCAGGAAGGGCCUUCCACUAAAACGACCUCAUUCUGGCAAGAAAGAGUCUAAAGAAGCAGCCCCAUCCAAGCCUUUGCCUUCAGAAAAACCAAAGAAAGAAGAGAAAGUGAAAAAAGUUGAAUCUGAAGCAAAGGAGAAGACAGAGUUGAAGAUCGUCAAGGAAGUAAGUCCCAAACCAGCGGCCAAGAAAAUUUCAAAGGAUUCCCGGAAGGACAAGGAGUCAGCUUCAGAAUCCGAGGGGGAAAAGGCUGCUGGGAAGAAAGAGGCCAAAAAAGAUAAAAAGGAGCCGAAGGAUAAAAGCUCAGCUUCAGAAUCUGAAGGUGAAAAGGCUGCUGGGAAGAAAGAAGCCAAAAAAGAUAAAAAGGGAUCAAAGGAGAAAGGUAUAGCCUCAGAAUCCGAGGGGGAAAAGGCUGCUGGGAAGAAAGAGGCCAAAAAAGAUAAAAAGGAACAGAAGGAUAAAAGCUCAGCUUCAGAAUCUGAAGGUGAAAAGGCUGCUGGGAAAAAAGAAGCCAAAAAAGGAAAAAAGGCAUCAAAGGAUAAAGGUAUAGCUUCAGAAUCUGAAGGAGAAAAGGCUGCUGGGAAAAAAGAGGCCAAAAAAGGAAAGAAGGAGCCGAAGGAUUCAAAAGGUACACCUGUAGAUUCAGAACCUGACAAAGGUGCUGAAAAGAAAGUGAGCAAAAUUGCUAAAAAGUCUUCAAAGAUCAAAGGUUCUGCAGAUUCUGAUACAGAGAAAGGAGUUUCAAAGAAAGAGAGCAAGAAAGACUUGGCCAAGAAGAAGGAAGGUAAAAAGGACAAGAAGGCAGAGGGAGACUCAAAGGAGGAUGCUAAGAAAGACAAGAAGAAAGACAAGAAAGACAAGAAAGGCAAGAAAGACUCUGCAGGUGAUUCCUCUGACUCAAAGAAGGAUGAAAAGAAGGCAAAGAAAGAGAAGAAGGCAAAGUAG
Messenger RNA from Onychomys torridus (southern grasshopper mouse), 1221 nucleotides. RefSeq names its product cylicin 2 (gene Cylc2). NCBI's taxonomy places the organism in Eukaryota, Metazoa, Chordata, Mammalia, Rodentia, Cricetidae. The transcript is spliced from 4 exons. The record is from RefSeq and is a predicted model, not a curated record. Gene Ontology annotation, molecular function: structural constituent of cytoskeleton. Bases 1 to 1221 code for a protein of 406 amino acids. Gene Ontology annotation, cellular component: nucleus.